ACUGUGUUCACUGGGAAGAGUUCUGUUUGUACAUUAGCCUUGAAAUAAAGGUAUUUUCUGUUUAAAUCUGUAUUUGGGUCCUGCCUGCUUCACUCAACCCUGACAACAUCAUCUUUAAGUCAGAAUUCAGUUUUUUUUUCUCAGAAUCAAAGUGUUUUUUUUACUUUCAGUCACAUCCCAAAACAUUGUCCUAAUGUGGCCCUAAUCCUCUUCCGUACUUUUUCACUACAGUUAGGCGACAGUUAGGUGUUAGAUAACAGAGGGCGUUGGUGUAGACAUAUAAAGACUUAAUGAGAAGUGAAUAGGAGCGGCAUCCGUUGGUAGAUAACACACCUGAAAAACAGAGGGGCAGGUAGUUUUCCUGUUAACGUCAGAGAAGACCUUUGAACAAGAAGCUCCCCCUCUGCAUUUUGACCCAGAACACAAAGCUGAACCGCAGGGAGACAAAUCGUGUCUUAAGACAACAUCAAGGGUGGGGUAUUUACCUGGUAAAGCUAGUAUUUGAUGAAUUAUGGAUGAAUGCCGGUGACUCUCGGGUAAGUUACCUUUGUAUGUCAAUUUAAUUACGUUAUCCUGUGUGCACAAUUGGUCCGGUCAACAAUGUCUUUCUUAGUCUGAAUUCAGUUUAAAGGUGUUUCCAUACUAUGAGUGAUAUUUUCGAACAUUGACAAGAAUUUAUGAAGGUUUUUGUCUAAUUGUUGGACUUGUUUGUUUUAUUUACACUGGCAAUUCCCGGAAAACGCAACAUAACUAGCACUGUUUGUGUCUUUUCUAACUAAACUCUUCCAGAGAAUAGGGGAAUAAAAAAUAUAUAUAAAAUCUAAAUGUUACCAAAUUUGUAAGUGUAUUUUAUUUUGGCAAACUUCUUGAAUGGCUGCUUGUGUUAAUAUUCCAUAGCUUGUACUUUUAGAUCUUAUAUUGUAAAAUAUCAUUUUGGAAUCAACACCAAUAUUAAGCUACCCUAUCACCUCCACUAUCUCGAAAGUUAAAAGAAAAGCACUGCCAUACCUAGAUGGGCGAAUUUGAACCAAUGAGAUUCAAUGAGAAUUGUUUCAAUAAGUAAAAUACUUCCUCUUCUUUUCUCAGGUGCCGUUUCAUUCAUGAAAAAUCAGCUGCUGCCACGUUCUUUCACAAGAGAGAUCACCUUACACUGAGCCUUGACCCCAGCGUUUUUCAACAAUGCGACAUCUUCAGAGGAUGAGGAGUGUUUUCAAAUGUGUGCUCUUUGUUCCCAUCACACUCUGUGCUAUCUACUUAAUAUCUCCAUCUGUAAAACUUUUAAUAGGCUUCAUACCUAUGGAGAAAUGCCAUUUGGAAAGUGCAAAAUAUCUGGACAGCAGUGUGGACGCCAGCCUCAAUCUUCAGUCCAGACCUGAUGUGCAAACCUGUACAUAUUGGAAAGCUGCCAUCAUCUGGGAAGGGCUGUUUGACGCCCGCCUCUACGACGAGAUGCACAAGAUGAAAGGAUCGUCUGUGGCUCUAACAGUCUUUGCUGUGGGCAGAUACCUUGAUGCUUACCUACACACAUUCCUGAACUCAGCCGAGCAACACUUUAUGGUGGGUUUGCCCGUGACCUACUACGUGUUUACGGACAUGCCAGAGAAGGUGCCUAACAUCAAGUUGUCUCCUCUGAGAAGCAUGAAGGUGAUCAAAGUGGAGAAGAACUCCAGGUGGCAGGACAUCUCUAUGAUGCGAAUGAAGAGCAUAUCAGAUGUGAUAGAGUCUGAUAUUCGCCACCACUGCACGCACGUCUUCUGCUUUGAUGUGGAUCAGGUAUUUACCGGCAGAUUUGGAUCAGAGGCUCUUGGGGAUUCAGUGGCUCUGCUCCACGCCCACUACUACCACCUUCCAAAGUAUUUGUACACCUACGACCGCAACCCAAACUCCAAGGCGUACAUGAAAACUGGGGAUUUUUACUACCACGCUGCCAUCUUCGGAGGCUCGUGGAAGAAUGUGAAAGCGUUGACCGAGGCCUGCUAUCAGGGCAUCAUGGAGGACAAACGGAACAAUGUGGAAGCUCUGUGGCACGAUGAGAGCCAUCUGAACAAGUACAUGCUGCUCCACAAACCCAGCAAGGUUCUCUCUCCAGAGUACUGCUGGGAUACCAGCAUCGGUUUCAGGCGCGACAUACAAGUCACCCGAUUACUGUGGGCACCAAAAUAUUAUGACACACUUCGCACACCUUAAAAACUUGACAAAUGCUAACAAAUGUAAUGUCUCAGGUUCUCGUGCUCCCUGGCUCAUUUUGUUCUCUCAGGAAUUACUUUGCAGAUCUGCAAGUAUUUUCAUAAUGGAGUGACAACUUCUUAUAUAAAUACACGCUUUUAUUUUACCCGGAUAUCAAAUGUUUUUGUUGCAUCUGGUUACAGAUGUAUAUAAGUCAACUUUUUACAUGUUUGAUCAAACUGUCUGCACUUGUUGAUCCAGCUUAUUUAUUUGUAUGUCACUUUGCGAAAUGCCACUCUAUCUCUGUUUUUAACUGAUAGUUAUUGACACUCAAAUGUUGUCAAAUUUUUUAUACAUCUCAAUAGCAGUGGAGAGCCGUGACUUUUCUACCUAGGCCCUCUGACCCCACCCCCCUCUUCCCUCGAAAAAAAAAAGAAAACAUUUUUACGUCACAGCCUAUACUUCAGCGGAAUAUCAAAACAGCG
This is a messenger RNA of Gymnodraco acuticeps, 2651 nucleotides long. RefSeq names its product N-acetyllactosaminide alpha-1,3-galactosyltransferase-like. The record is from RefSeq and is a predicted model, not a curated record. Bases 1180 to 2187 code for a protein of 335 amino acids. The transcript is spliced from 5 exons. Gene Ontology annotation, molecular function: hexosyltransferase activity. Gene Ontology annotation, biological process: carbohydrate metabolic process. NCBI's taxonomy places the organism in Eukaryota, Metazoa, Chordata, Actinopteri, Perciformes, Bathydraconidae. Gene Ontology annotation, cellular component: vesicle; membrane; Golgi apparatus.